Molecule: messenger RNA, 843 nt
Organism: Opisthorchis viverrini
Lineage: Eukaryota; Metazoa; Platyhelminthes; Trematoda; Opisthorchiida; Opisthorchiidae
Exons: 1
Coding region: 1-843 (280 amino acids)
Biological process (GO): G protein-coupled receptor signaling pathway
Cellular component (GO): membrane
Molecular function (GO): G protein-coupled receptor activity
Source: RefSeq, a predicted model, not a curated record
AUGACCAUACUCCUCUUCUGGAUUGAUGAGUUUCCGUAUUGGGACGACAUCGGUGGAUCACUAUCGUGCCACUUAUGGUCUAGUCAGAUAUUCUACUGGAUGGCAACGUCGGCCAGCACGGCCAACGUGGUAUGUAUUGUGCUGGAUCGUUUAUGGGCUACCGUUUACGCCGCAACCUACCGGCGUAAUCAAGUUCGCUAUCUUGUCCUAUGCUGCAUUGGUAAUUUCAUUUACAGUUUGGCGUGUUCAGGGCCAGAUAUGUUAUUAGUCCAGUUCGAAAAUCACGUGUGUUCGAGAAAUUACACAUCUCCUAUUCCAGCGAUAGAAGAAUUCCGGUACAUACAUCGUUAUCUAGUGUUAGUUUUGUAUUAUGUACUGCCACUUGUGGCAGUUUCCGUGUGUCAUGCGUAUGUUGUUUGGUACAUCAGACGCAGAUUGCGUCCUCACACAAACUUGCCGGACGAAACCCAAACCACCUCGACCGAGGAAAUGAGCGAAUCUGGCUCCGUACAGUCCGCAAAUAUCGUCAACUCACUGACCUUCGGAGCAAUGGGAUUUAUUAUUUGUCUCGUUCUCGCACACUCCUACGACACUUUCUUUUACGCGUUCGAUUGGGCUUUUGGAACCGAAUAUGUUGUGGGUUCGAAUGAGCAACUUCUAGGCUUGUUCCUGAACUCCCUGAAUGCCCCAGUAAAUCCCAUUUUGAUCGCUGUCUCCGUGCCUUCAUUUCGUCGCAGUUGCGUGCAAGUUGCUCGACAUAGUCUAGAUUACAUCAGACAAGAAUAUAAUGAAGCCUAUCGGAAGUAUUCUGCUAAAGGACCAUCAUCCUAUUCGGACUUGUAA